Lachancea nothofagi CBS 11611 is the source of this 1407-nucleotide messenger RNA. NCBI's taxonomy places the organism in Eukaryota, Fungi, Ascomycota, Saccharomycetes, Saccharomycetales, Saccharomycetaceae. The record is from the annotation of a GenBank genome assembly.
AUGCCCAGAAAGGCGAAACUAGAGGAACAAAUUAGCAGUGUAACCGACCCCAGAGACUUUUUACGAACGCAAAUACCGGAGCUUUCGGAUGUUGAUACUCUACUGCGAUGUCAUAUAUGCAAAGGCUUUUUGAAGACCCCAGUUUUGACACCUUGUGGUCAUACGUUCUGUUCUCUGUGUAUCAGAGAAUAUCUGAAUAGAGAGCUCAAAUGUCCACUAUGUUUGGCAGAAUUGAGAGAAUCAAUGCUAAAAAGCGAAUUCAUGGUUAGCGAAUUAGUAACGAGCUACGCAAGUCUGCGAGCAAAACUGCUCGAGUUUCUGGAUAGCUCAAAGAACAGUAGAACGGUAGCGCUCACAAGCGAUACCUCAGUUAUUGAAAUUCCGGAGCACCACACCAAAAUUAGCAAUGACGACACUAAUGAUGAUGACGAUAUACAAAUAAUUGAAACCAGAGAGAGUCGACCUUCUAAGCGAACCAGCGACUUGGUACUUAUGAGUCACAAGAAGUCUCGUAAGGAUUCUUCGAAAUCUGGAAUUACAUCCUUGUUCAGCAAGACGAAAAGUCCCCCAUCACAGCAAGACCUGGCAAACUGUCCAAUUUGUGGAAAAUCUUAUCAUGUAGAGCAUCUUCAAAGAAUUCACCUGGAUGAAUGUUUGACCUUGGGAGCCCUAGAUCAACCAGAGCCUGCCAACAGCUCGUCAAUUGCAGAAAAGGCGCCUCCAACCCCCGAAAAGUCUUCAGCAGUCGUUGAACCGAUUGCUAAAAGGUCAAUCAAACCGUCAGUGAAUGUUGAAACUACUCACUACAAUCGCUACAUUGAGUCUGCCCAAAAAAAAAACGUUACAAGGCUUGCCAAACUCAACUUUUCAUCCAUGAGCCUGCAACAGCUCAAAAACAAACUAUCAUCUCUUAAAUUGCCUACAAUAGGAACGCGGCAGCAGAUGAUGAACCGCUACAACCACUAUGAAAUGUUAUGGAAUAGUAAUUUUAUCGACUCGAUCAAUUCUGUGGAUGAAAGAGAACUGCGAAGACGCUUGGCUAGCUGGGAAGCGAGUCAUAACGGUUCUGAGCCAAUUCAAAGAACAAGUGCUAUUUCAAAGUUUCUAAACAAGAAUCCUACAUCUGUUAUGGAAGGUUUCAAGACCGACAGGUUUGACAGAAAAGGCUGGAUGCGCUCCCACCAAAAAGUGUUUCGUAGAUUAAUGAAAGAAGCCAAGGAAGGUCUCAAACGGUCAAGGAAAAGUAGACCUGAAAACGUUUCGGCAGAUGAAGCGAAAGAGACCUACGACAGUAGUCUUCAACACAACGAGAGCAUUAGUAGCGAGACAAACGCUGUUCCUAGUAACCAACUUUUGACUAAGGCAGAUACUUUUGCAACAUCAAGCCAGAGUUCAACUGCACUUUGA